Penicillium lagena is the source of this 1305-nucleotide messenger RNA. RefSeq lists its product as uncharacterized. The transcript is spliced from 2 exons. Lineage: Eukaryota; Fungi; Ascomycota; Eurotiomycetes; Eurotiales; Aspergillaceae. The record is from RefSeq and is a predicted model, not a curated record. Bases 1 to 1305 code for a protein of 434 amino acids.
AUGUCGCGCUACAACGAUGACUACCGCUCGUCAACCGGCACCCUCGACUCCCGCGAUCGCUACGACCGCUACUCGCGGGGACCACCGGUGGCUGAACGACCCCGCCAAGUAGAUGACGAGCGGUUCGAGUUCCGACUUCGCGAAGAAGACAGCUACGGUCCUCCCGCGCGCGCUCCAAAUCGAUCCUACGACGACGACCACCUGGACCACCCUCCUAGCCGUCGGCGGGAGCAACGCCGCGACGACAGCCCAGACUUUCGUCCCCCGCGCCUGGUGAGACGGCAGUCGUCCCUUGAUACCUUUGACCGUCUCCCGCGGCGCAGGAUGGAGGCACCCGGGCGCAGCGGCCCUGGUGUCCCUCCUUCGGCGAGAAGUAGAGGUGGUGGCCUCGUGCCUGCGCCGCCGCCACCUAGGCGCCGGUCACCGCCUAGAUAUCAUGAGCGCGAGGUCUAUGAGGAAAUUCGCAUCGCUGAGCCCGACUACUACGGUGACGAGGAGUAUCGUGAUAUUAGGGACAGAGACCGCAUGGCUGAUCGUCGACGCUCGAGUAGCGCGGCCAGACAUCGUGAGGAGAAGCCCUAUCCUCGCAAGGGAAAGACUCGUCUGCCGAGGAAGCUGGCGCAUACGCAUGCUAUUUCCGAGCUUGGGUAUCCCUACAAGGAGGAGACUCUCUUCGUCAACUCCUCAUCUCCCCGAUCCAGCUACGAAGAGUUCAUCGUGGAGGGGUCUCCAUCGCGGCACCGAGAUAUCGAGUUCGAAGAAAUCAUCGAGCGGCCGCGCCACUUCCAAACCAUCUCCCGUCCCCGCUCUGUGUCUGUCCAUGGUCGCAGACGAGUAUCAUCGCCCAUGCGAUACGUGGAACCCCAGUUUUUCGAGGAGCGCAUCGAGUCCGUUAGUCCCCGCACCGGUUCGAUGGUCUUAGUCCAGCCGAGAAGCAGCGAAAAUGACGUCCGCGAGCUGGAACGGGAGAUCCGCAUGCUGCAACUCGAGCGACAGGGUGGUAUUGAAAUUACUCGGGAACACGAGACGGACCUGAUCGAUAGCAAUGGCAAUUCGGAGGAGAUUACGGAGCUCUCGAGGUCCGAACGCAGACGUAUGUGCCCUGGUAUCUGCAUGAGAUUCUAUACUGACUGCGGAUACAGAACCGAAUUCCCGGAUUGUGCGGGCGAUGUUUGCCACUUUGACGUGAUAUGCGGGAUGGAUGAUGAUGUUCUUCUCUUCAGUAGUGUUUUAUUGCAUCGACCUUUCUUUCCAUUUUUCAAGUAUGUCAUGGUUGUUGUUGUUGCUGUAAUCAAGAUAAAGUGA